Hydatigera taeniaeformis is the source of this 693-nucleotide messenger RNA. NCBI's taxonomy places the organism in Eukaryota, Metazoa, Platyhelminthes, Cestoda, Cyclophyllidea, Taeniidae. The record is from the annotation of a GenBank genome assembly.
AUGGCAAGUCGUACUGUGGAGGACCUCCGAGCUCGCAUGUUUCACGCUCUUUGUGUCUACAAAAGACCGAAAUUCCUCACAUUAGGCAGAGAGUUGUGUCGCUUGUUUCUACGUAACUUGCCAUGUUGUUCCAGCAUGCCUAAGAUAAUCGAUUUGGACGAGGAGACAGGAAAUAAACUUAUCGAUCCGGACAUGGACGAAGCCUACAAGACUCCAAUCGGCUCGAAGUUCAAGCCUUACCUUAAGGACAGACCUGGAGGUCGCCUCUAUCCUGAAUCUCUCCUCUAUCCAGAACAAGCGAAUCAUUAUACUGUCGAUUUGAUGAUUGAAUCUCUCUUGGAACCAAUUCCAUCAGGCCGGCUUUUACAUAUCCUAGAGGUGGAUCAGGACUUCCAAAUUGAGGGUAAUCAGCCCUAUAAGAAACGAGGUUACAUUCCACCACCUAUUGCACUUUGGGCAAAUGAAGAAACAUUCAACAGCCUGCUGGUGCAUCCAAAAAUGUUCUUCAACCACUCACCAAUUUACGUCUCGACGGCUUUGGACCGCCUCUACUGUAGCAUAAUGAAUCCGGAAGGUGUGUACAAAAUCCACAUCAACACAUGGGACAAAAUGCCACAGGCUGUUAAGGGUGUGGAGAGGAAGCUCACUCGUGAAGACAAGGAACGCUAUUGUCGUGUUCGAAAGCUCAAAUAA